CUGGCUGCGGUUGGCUGGGGCCGCGCUGGACACCUGCCGCGUCCCGAAACCUUAGGGCCAAGCUGGAAGGGAACCCAGAGUAACCUAUCACAAAGCUGAGGAUUUUUAAAGGGUCUACAUGAUCUUCAGAUUGGGAGCAAGAAUGUGGCUGGUCAACCUCAGGAGAAAUCAAAAUUUAUUCUUUUUGAAGAUCUCUUAGAUCUCAUGGCAAAAUGGGAGACUUUACUGAAGCUAAACCUUUGGACAUUGGGCCCAUCUAUUUCUUUGAUCAGAUGAAACCAAAAAGGAAAAGAUGGGAAAAGACAAAACAUGAAGACUGCAUCCCUCAUCUGAAAUACCGCUUAAGACAUGAGUAUAGUCACACAGAGAAUACAAAAUCUAAAGAACUAGAAGCAUUAUCUACAAUAACUAUACCUGAGGAGAACUAUGAGUCCCACUCAUCUGGCAUCUCACCAUUUUAUAGUGUUUCCAAGUUUUCUCCUCAUCUUAAAUCUGCCAAAAUAUGCCUGCAAAAGCGUCUACUUGAAGAAUACAAACUUACUGCUUCUGAAAUACUGAAUGAACUUGCAGAGAUAUUGCAGAAAUAUGUUGAGUAUAACAUUACUUUCCCUGUGGGAAUUGUAAAUCUUAUAAAUUACAGUUGGUCUGAGCUUACUGAAGGUGCUUAUAAGUGUGAAACCAAAGCUCCAAGGUUGAAGAAACACAGUAUCUUGCAAAAAGAGUCCACAUCUAUGCCUAUAGCUGACUUAAAGGAAUACCAAGUCCCCAGCUCUUCCAUGGAAGAAUAUCAUAAGGAAAAUAAACUGGUGCAAACAAAACAUGUGUCAGUUCUUGUUAAACAAAUACCGAAUUCCCAGACCUCCCAGAAUAGCAGUAUACCUGCUGUCAUCCGCUUUUCACUGAGAUCCAAGAUCUGUUUAGAAAAUGGUUGGAUCUUUCAACAUCCCUACUCACCAUCAGAAAUUCUGAAAUGGAAGACAGUCUUCGAUGUUGCUGUGAAGAGACUACAAGUGGCCAUAAUUCAAAUAAAAAAGGAAGAAGCUAAGCUGAAAAAAAAGGGGUUCAACAAGCCACUUAUCCUGCACCACUAUAAUGAUUUUGAAGAUACGAUGAAGGUGGGCAGUAAUAGCCCUGCUACUCCUUGUUUCUGGCUGGAGUUGCUGAAGAGGAAGCCUCAGCUACCAACAAUCAAAGAAGUUGACCCAGCAGAGAAAAAGUUCCAUUACUCCCUGGUAGAUGGUUCCUCUCUGACCUACUAUCCUUCUGGCCGUUUAGCUGUCUGCCAAAGUUAUUCUGCCCUUCCUUGGGGUGGCAUGUACACCAAUAUAUUCAGUGACUUCGAAAAGCCAGUUAUCCUUGGAACCUUCACACCUUUUGGAUGUGGUAGCAUUUCUUUUCCUAAAAGCCAAAUAUCAAUGAUGUUUAAUCGGGAUGGAGGCAUUGUGUUCAGCAAAAAAGGAGACGUCGUAAAGGAAUGGAUGUGGCCUUCAAAGGGAAAGCUUAAUGAUCCAGUUGAAAUUUGGGUGAAUAAGUUUAUUACCGUGAAGAUUUCUGGGCUCCUUGCCAUCACCUUGGUCUACAAAUGGCAUCUCCAAAGCCUCAAGCUAUCUCUGGCACCUGUAAAAUGCAAGUCUUUUCCUCCCCGCCUCCCUGAGCCGUUAUUCCCUGAUGUCAAUUCCAUCACCAAAGAAGUCAAAGAGUUAUGUGAUAACUACAAAAUAAAGUACAAGCAAGUGAAAUCCACAAUACAGGACAAAGAUCCUUUAACUUUAACAGACCCAGAAGCUACCGGUUCAUUUGAUACAGUAGUGGAUAUAAGUCCUAUGCAUGACAUUGCAUCACUUAUCAAAUUAAGAAAACUUCAGAGAAAGGUCAAGCACAUCCUACUUCACUGGCUGGAUCAUUACAGAUUUGCAAUGGGAAUAGAGUUAAUGCAUAUUUGCAAAAUGCCCAAGUUUCUACAGAAAGUGGUCAGGAAACAAAAAGUGAAACAAAGUGCAAAGGAAAAAGAUGAGGCUAAGGAGUAUCAGCGAUAUCGAAGUACCUUCCUAAAAUUGAAGGGUGCCUCUAAGCCUUCACCUCGCCAUCGCAAGCAGAAGAGCUCAGCCGGCAAGUCGUCCUUCAGGUGCCUUCUUCCCAUUGAGAGCAAGGAUACAUCCCACUUGGUUUGUCCUGUGGUGCUAAGGAGGGCAUUAUGCGGGAAAGAAGGGGACACAUGCCGAUGUAGUGCUUACAGCAUCCCUGAAGUGACAGACCUGGAGUAUGACUACCUUAUAAGCAACCUGCUAUCCUCGGUGGAUCAGAUCAUUAUAGUCUGUGUGUUCUCGGUGAAGGAUAAGGGCAAAAAUGUAAAGGAAGUGACCAAAGUGUACAGGGAACUGAACAGAGCUAGAAGCAUGCCUUGCACUCAGAGUCGUUCGGAUUCCUUUCGCUUGCUCAAAUACAGCACCAUCCAUGCAUCUAGAUUUACUGGCAACAAAUGUUCACUUCUGGUUCAAAGGCACAAUGUCAUUCCAGGGAUAUUUUUGAUGUACAUUCGAGGAAAAUUACUAUUUGCCAACUUUAUUUUCAAUGGUUAUAGCACAUCUGCUAAAGACCUUCAAAAGCAAAUUGUGAAGACAAGAAAUGAUUAUCAUAUGGGAUAUUUCCUACCCAAAGACUUCAGAAUCCGGGCUCAACCUACUGCAUGUUUUGGAAGUGAAAAUACAUUUCUAUAAAGACAAAAUCAAACAAGAGAAAGCAACCCAGCCAAAGAGAUUCUUAGUAGUAUGUGGCAUCCAAUUCAAACAGAAAGUACUACUGAAUGCUAAAUUCAGUGGACUGGCUUAAAUCAGAGUCAAAAAUUAGAGGACUAGAAAUACAGAGACCGUAAAGUAUGGAAAUAAGUGGCAGUUUUUGUACAAUAGCAUCUCUUCUAUUUGGAUAGGAGGUAUUUAAUCUAGUAACUUCACUUUAAAGACAGCAAUGAAAUGAGUAAUAGAGGUCACAAAAUCCAUGCACUUAAGUAUAAUUCAGUUCAAUCUUCAUUCUGGGUCAAUUUACUUUUUACAUUAUACAUCAUUUUGUCUUAGUCACCUGGUCUCCAAAACCAAAGUGGAUCAGGAGGAGCAUUAUGAAGGUGGAGAAAGGCAACUGCUAUGGGCAUACUUAAGCAAGCAGUAAUAUAAAUGGAGGAUUUAAAACUACUAUUAGCAAACAAAGACAAUAAUCUAAAAUGUUAGCAGAAUGGAGCCAUUUCAGGCAAGUAGCUCUGAGUGCUUGACUAGUCUAUCAAAGUAUAACUAAUGUUAAUAAUGAUCAUUUUGACAUCAAGAAAGAUUAAAAUAUACUUUAUAUAUUGUUUAAAAUGUCAACCAUAUUGUUUCACAAAGACUUUCUUCAGAAAUAAUUCCAAAAUUUAAUGCUUAAAGAGGUUUAAGCAUUAAAAACAUGGAUAUCUUGAAUGACUCAUUCCCCAAAUAUUCAGUUAGCCAGGUCUUACUAAAUUGGUCAGGCAUGUUCAGACUCAAACCAAUAUUUCUAGAAUAUCUUGGUGAACAGAAUUGAAGUCACAUUUAUACGUUUAAGUAUGUAUACUGUACUAGGAACAAUGAGUAAGAACAAAAUAUUUAAAUUUUCCUAAAAUAUACACAAUGAUUUACAAAAAGAUAGUUAAAUUUUCUUUUAUAGCUAAAUUUAUUAACAGUCCUGGAAACAUUAAUGUAGAAGAACUGAACUCUAAUGCUUCAAUUAUAUAGCAAUCACAGUGAUUUUUAGCAUCUGUGUUUUUAGCAACUUCUCAGUAAAGAAUUAAGAGACUAACAAAAGUACGCUAAGCAGCCAAAAAGGUACCAUAAAGUCCAUGCACUUUAACUGACAGAGAAGCCCCUUAGCAUUCUUUCAGUCUACUUACUCUUAUUUUAGACACAAUUCUAGCAAGCUUGGCAAUCUGGUUUCUCAGUCCACAGCAGAUUAGAAGCAGCAAAUUUAGGGGCCUAGUGCAGGAAGCAGGCACACAAGAUAGCAGCAAAAAGUGACAGCUGAUUAUAAGGGAAGAUAGAAACUGUAAAAAACAGACAUAACUCACAAAGCAUAGCAACGAAGGGUCAUGUAGUAAAUGGGCACAUGACAUAUACUAUUUCAGUGGUUCCAGAGAGUAAAUUUCUGUUCAUUACCCCCACAAUAGAAACAAUGAUCCUAAAGAUGACAAUAUAUUAAAUCAUAUUCUAAGUAUUCUAGAGAAAGUGGGUAGUUAGAAAGUACAUUUCCAAAUAUUUCCUAUUAAACCAUUAUAAGAUAUAAUGAUUAAGUGGAUCUGCCUCAGUUACCUGAAGAAUUAACUUAAUGCAAGUUAGCAUUUAACUGUGAUGACAGAUUAAUGAACUAUUAUUGUACUUGGGCAUUUUUGGCAUAUUUUCUCUUCCAAAGUAUUUGUGAGCUUUAUUUUCUAAUAUAUGUGUUCAGUACAUAGCUAUAUCCUUAUAAAUUGAACUAGAAGAAUAAAUCAAUCGCUAUGGUGUCUGUUUGUCAUUCAUGGCAUGAUAUCUACUUCAGUUCAGAUAAUAAGCUGAGCUACACCACAGUUUUGUAUUCAGUUACUGUUUUCUUGUUUUGUUUGGGUAUAGAAACAAUAUACUAUGAUUAAAUUAAAUCAGCUAAACUCUUCUCCACUUAUGCCU
Molecule: messenger RNA, 4658 nt
Organism: Talpa occidentalis (Iberian mole)
Lineage: Eukaryota; Metazoa; Chordata; Mammalia; Eulipotyphla; Talpidae
Exons: 18
Coding region: 213-2717 (834 amino acids)
Source: RefSeq, a predicted model, not a curated record